Molecule: messenger RNA, 1950 nt
Organism: Condylura cristata (star-nosed mole)
Lineage: Eukaryota; Metazoa; Chordata; Mammalia; Eulipotyphla; Talpidae
Gene: PIK3IP1
Product: phosphoinositide-3-kinase interacting protein 1
Exons: 6
Coding region: 167-958 (263 amino acids)
Source: RefSeq, a predicted model, not a curated record
GCAAGCUAGCUGGGAAGCUCCCAGUUCUAAAGAGAGGCUGUUUACCAGAAGAACAUAACAAGGGCUGGUCUGACUCUAAGGCUGAGUCUGGAAGGCAGAGCUAGCGCCAAGGGGACCCCAGUAGGACACUGGUUGGUCAGCCACCUGCGAGACGAAGGAGGUGAGGAUGCUGUUGGCCUGGGCGCAAACAUUCCUUGUCAGCAACAUGCUCCUAGCAGAAGCCUAUGGAUCUGGAGACUGCUUCUGGGACAACGGCCACCUGUACCGGGCGGACCAGCCCUCUCCCGCCUUGGGCCUCCUCUGCCUCAACUGGUUGGACGCACACAGGAGCCUAGAGUCGGUCCCUGAGUCAGGCGCCGGCAACCACAGCUACUGCCGGAACCCGGACCAGGACCCACGGGGCCCCUGGUGCUACGUCAGCGGCGAGGCUGGCGCUCCUGAGAAGCGGCCUUGCGAGGACCUGCGCUGCCCAGAGACCACUACCCAGAUCUUGCCAAUCUCUCCAGAAACUGAGGUGACAUCUGAAGUGCCAAAGGAAGAUGAAGUGCAGAUGUUUGCUCCUGCUAAUGCCCUGCCUGCCCGGAGUGAGGCAGCAGCUGUGCAGCCAGUGAUUGGGAUCAGCCAGCAUGUGCGAGUGAAUUCCAAGGAGAAAAAGGACCUGGGAACCCUGGGCUACGUGCUGGGCAUUACCAUGAUGGUGAUCAUCAUUGCCAUCGGAGCCGGCAUCAUCCUGGGCUACACCUACAAGAGGGGGAAGGACCUGAAAGAACGACAUGAGCAGAAAGUAUGUGAGAGAGAGAUGCAGCGAAUCACACUACCCCUGUCUGCCUUCACCAACCCUACCUGUGAGAUUGUGGAUGAGAAGACUGUUGUUGUCCACUCCAAUCAGACUCCAGUUGCUGACCUUCAGGAGGGCAGUGCGCCCCUCAUGGGCCAAGCAGGCACACCUGGGGCCUGAGACUGCUCCCCACAAUGGACAGGAGCCCAGGCAGACACUGGUACAGGCCAACCUACCCUCCUACAGUUGGGAGAAUCUACACUUUUUGUUGUGGUUAAAUCCCUCCCCCUACUUUUUCUUUGUGUGUGUGAAUCCUGAAACAUAAGCAGGUAUUGCUGUAGCUGAGGGUGACGCUGGGUAGGGUCCUGCCAAAGUUCCUUUCCAUCCCUUAGAGGAGUAUUUUGCCUGUAGAUGGAGACGGUGGCAGCCCCCACAGUAGUGCUGCUGACAAGGGCUUCCAAACAUACCCGUGCCCCAGAAUUGAACCAGGGACGGAUGGGAGUUCUCCCAGACUCCCUCUGUGUUGUUAUCCAAGAUGGUCUCAGCCUUUGCCUUUCCGUUUAUUCUCUGUGGGCUCGAGUGACGCACACUGUUAUUCAUAGUUCAGGUCAAGCAGGUCGUGGUUGUGGGACAGUUAAAAGUAUAUAGUUUUUUUAAAUAUCUGGGAUGGAACUCCCUACUGACCUCUGAGAACCGGAAAUAAGUUUUGUACAAAAAGUAAAAACUGGGCUGAGAAUGAGACUAUGCUUGUUUGCUGGCAGCAAUGUGCCUUGACAGCCAUAGACUGGGCCCAAGGCCCAGGGCCUCUUCCUGUUUCAAAGCGCAGGGAAGAACUCACUGGACAUUCCAUAUGAGGGGGUAGAGAAGAACCUAUGGCUGCCUUAGACUUCAGCUCCUGAGGUGGACUGAGGGACCCAGUCUCUUCAGGUGACCGGUGGACUUUUUGCAUUUUGCAGGGGUGAGAAAUAGCCAGCUAACCUGUGGGAAUUACACUAUGGGGUCCUGUGAGCUGCCUCUGAGAGGUUACCCUGGAGACUAAGCUCAGAGGCAAGGCAAUGAAGUACGCCAGGGCUUGCUUCUGCAGUGGCCUGAGUCUGUUGGCUGCCUAGUGGCCUCCAGGCCAGUGCCUUUCUCUGGGGCAGCUGAGCAAGGGUCACAACCUGUAACUAAUA